This is a messenger RNA of Cyphellophora europaea CBS 101466, 1452 nucleotides long. RefSeq lists its product as uncharacterized. Lineage: Eukaryota; Fungi; Ascomycota; Eurotiomycetes; Chaetothyriales; Cyphellophoraceae. Gene Ontology annotation, biological process: regulation of transcription by RNA polymerase II. Bases 1 to 1452 code for a protein of 483 amino acids. The record is from RefSeq and is a predicted model, not a curated record. The transcript has 2 exons. Gene Ontology annotation, cellular component: SWI/SNF complex; nucleus.
AUGUCCACACAACAGCUCAGCACUCAGAGACAGGCCUACCUUUACCUUGCGUACCCAAAGCUUUGGCGCGAACAGUACCAACAUAUUUUUCUAGGUCCCCCACAUAACGCGAACCUUGCAGCGCAGCAACAUCAACAGCAGCUGUACCAGCAACAGAUGGCGCAACGCAACGCCGCCCUCGAGCAUCAGAUGGCACAGCGACGAGCGAAAAAGCCGACCGAUCGCAACAUGCCCGAUGGCAUCGAAGACCUGAUUGUUGGCGACGCUGUGCAACAGUAUAAAGAGUUGCGUGAAGUGGAGAAGAAGCUAGACUACACAAUCAUGCGCAAACGCCUAGAUAUUCAGGACACUAUGAACCGCAAUGUGCGCCGCCAGAAAACCAUGCGCAUUUGGAUCACAAAUACGUGCGAAAACCAGCCCUGGCAGCGGCCCGCGCUCGACGAGAAUUCGUUCGACUUUGAGUCCGGCGCCGAAUCGACAUACCGUGUCAAGAUCGAAGGAAAGAUCAUCGACGAGGACGAGACGACCGAUGAGGCCGACGAAAUGGAUGUCGACGGAGAAAGCGAUGCUGCUCCCACCAAGGAGGCCAAAUCUCCACCUCCAAAGAAAUUCUCUAGCUAUUUCAAGGCAAUUUCGGUCGAGAACGACAAGAACAGACAGAACCCAAAUCUCAACAUUGAUCCUACUACGCAAGUGGAGUGGAAGAAGACUCCCCAGUCCCAAGAGUUCGACUGCUUCGAGUUCCAACGCAAGGGCGACGAGAACCAGAACGUUACUAUCAGCCUUGUUCGCGACGAGCCGGUAGAGAGAUACCGGUUGUCCCAGGCUCUUGCAAACACCCUAGACAUGGAAGAAGCCGACCGAGCAGAAGUGGUUAUGGGUAUCUGGGAGUACGUCAAAGCGAUGGGCCUUCAAGAGGACGAUGAGCGCCGGCAUAUAUUCAACGCCGAUGCCUUCCUUUUCCCUCAAGUCGCCGAGCGCAUCAUGCCUCAUCUUCACCCUCUGCCUCCGCUCAAGCUCCAGUACACCAUCCGUGUUGACCAGGAGUUUCAGUCUGUCGAGCCACAGCCGACGAUCUACGACAUUAAGAUCACCACCGAUGAUCCUCUCCGAUCCCGAAUCAUGGCCAUCACCUCAUCUUCACAAACGGCGCAGAAUCUUCGUCAAAUCAACACCAUAGACGAGCAACUUGCGGUUGUCAUUCAGGCUAUCCAACACCACAAGGCCAAGCACACGUUUUACAAGAACUUCAACCGAGACCCAGUCGGUUUCCUUAAGAAGUGGCAUUCUUCCCAGCAGCGGGAUCUAUCUGUCAUCCUCGGUGAGAUGGAGCGCGGCGACGUCGCCGGUCUAGAAUUCGCCAAGGGAGGCAGCGAUGGUGUGUGGGGAUCCGACAUUGUGGGAGAGGCAGUGCGCUACAAACUCGCCCGAGGUGAGGCCAUGCGAGGGUAG